UCUUCGCGGUUGUGUCCAUACUUGGACAAGCCUAUCGCACGAUUUUCCUGUCGCCAACAUCCUACAAGCCAAACAGUCUCCAAGAAGGACUUUGAUGGAUUCAAGAAGCUGUUCCACAGGUUUCUGACAGGUGAAGGGGCCAUCGGUGGACUGGCCCAAGAUACACAGACCUCCAGAAGACUUAUCCAGCCCUAUGAUAAGAUAGCAGCGCUGCCCCUGCCGGACAGCCUGGCAGACAGUCUCAACAAGCUGGUGGUCGUCAAGUUGAAUGGAGGCCUGGGGACCAGCAUGGGCUGUAAAGGCCCCAAGAGCCUCAUCAGCGUCCGCAACGAGAACACUUUCCUGGACCUCACCGUGCAGCAGAUAGAGCACUUGAACAAGAAGUACAACACAGACGUUCCUCUGGUCCUGAUGAACUCCUUCAACACGGAUGAAGACACCAAGAAGAUCCUUCAGAAAUACACACACCACCGUGUCAAGAUACACACCUUCAACCAGAGCAGGUACCCCCGUAUUAAUAAAGAGUCCCUCCUGCCUGUGGCCACAGACAUUGGUAUGACGGGUGAGAACGCUGACGUGUGGUAUCCUCCUGGCCACGGGGACAUCUACGCCAGCUUCUACAACUCUGGUCUGCUGGAUCAGCUCAUCACAGAGGGCAAGGAGUACAUCUUCGUGUCUAACAUUGAUAACCUGGGUGCUACGGUGGACCUGAACAUCCUGCAUCACCUGGUGAGCCAGCCCAACGGGAAGCGCUGUGAGUUCAUCAUGGAGGUCACCGACAAGACCCGCGCUGACGUCAAGGGCGGUACUCUUAUUCAGUAUGAUAACAAGCUGCGUCUGCUGGAGAUAGCCCAGGUCCCCAAGGCCCAUGUAGAUGAGUUCAAAUCAGUCACCAAGUUUAAGAUCUUCAACACCAAUAACCUGUGGAUCUCUCUGGGCGCCAUCAAGAGGCUGCAGGAGCAGAACGCCAUGGACAUGGAGAUCAUCGUUAACCCCAAGACACUGGACGGCGGUCAGAACGUGAUCCAGCUGGAGACGGCGGUGGGCGCGGCCAUCAAGAGCUUCGACAACGCCCUGGGCAUCAACGUGCCGCGAUCCCGCUUCCUGCCCGUCAAAACCGUCUCCGACCUCCUAUUGGUCAUGUCCAACCUCUACAGCCUGGAGGCGGGCUCUCUCACCAUGAGCCAGAAGAGAGAGUUCCCUACCACGCCCCACGUCAAGCUGGGCAGCUCCUUUACUAAGGUCCAGGAAUACCAGACGCGGUUCGAGAGCAUCCCUGAUAUGCUGGAGCUGGAUCACCUGACUGUGUCCGGUGAUGUCACGUUUGGAAAACAAGUUUCUCUCAAGGGAACGGUCAUCAUCAUAGCCAAUCACGGAGAUCGUAUCGACAUCCCGGCUGGAACGAUACUGGAGAACAAGAUUGUGUCGGGCAACCUUCGCAUCCUGGACCACUGAAGCCUUUAACUACUCCUCCAGCACCACAUCCACCACCAUCAUGUGACCAAGCCAGACACAUCCACCACCAUCAUGUGACCAAGCCAAACACAUCAACCCCAACCAUGUGACCAGACAUCCACCACCAUCAUGUGACCAGACACAUUCACCCCAAUCAUGUGACUGAGCCAGACACAUCCACCACCAUCAUGUGACCAGACACAUUCACCCCAAUCAUGUGACCGAGGCAGACUUGAUCCAGACUCCUUUAAAUAAACUCCUUAGAGAGGGGUGUCAUACCCAA
Molecule: messenger RNA, 1738 nt
Organism: Oncorhynchus gorbuscha (pink salmon)
Lineage: Eukaryota; Metazoa; Chordata; Actinopteri; Salmoniformes; Salmonidae
Product: UTP--glucose-1-phosphate uridylyltransferase-like
Exons: 10
Biological process (GO): glycogen metabolic process; UDP-alpha-D-glucose metabolic process
Cellular component (GO): cytoplasm
Molecular function (GO): UTP:glucose-1-phosphate uridylyltransferase activity
Source: RefSeq, a predicted model, not a curated record